AUGUCUGGGAAUUCCACGGUGGUCCAGGGGCUGGGAAUUUGCCAUCUCAGCUCCGCAGCCUGUGAGGCUCUCUCUGCUGUGCUCGGGGUCAACCACCCUCGGGAGCUGGACUUGAGUUUUAAUGACCUGGGAGACUGCGUCAUGUCGUUGCUGUGUAAGGGGCUGCGACAGCCCACCUGCAGGCUCCAGAAACUAUGGCUGGACAGCUAUGGCCUCACAGCCAAAGCUUGUGAGGAUCUCUCUUCCACCCUGGGGGUCAACCAGACCCUAACAGAGCUUUAUCUGACCAACAAUGCCCUGGGGAACACAGGUGUCAGGCUGCUAUGCAAGAGGCUGAGUCAUCCCAGCUGCAAACUUCGAGUCCUCUGGCUAUGUGGAAUGGACCUGAAUAAAAUGCCCCACAGAAGUCUGGCCGCUCUUCGCCUAAUGAAACCUUACUUGGACACUGGCUGCUGA
Messenger RNA from Aethalodelphis obliquidens (Pacific white-sided dolphin), 456 nucleotides. It is a transcript of the gene NLRP12, whose product is annotated as NLR family pyrin domain containing 12. NCBI's taxonomy places the organism in Eukaryota, Metazoa, Chordata, Mammalia, Artiodactyla, Delphinidae. Gene Ontology annotation, biological process: cellular response to cytokine stimulus; negative regulation of canonical NF-kappaB signal transduction; negative regulation of inflammatory response. Gene Ontology annotation, cellular component: cytoplasm. The record is from RefSeq and is a predicted model, not a curated record. Gene Ontology annotation, molecular function: protein binding.